AUGCCUCGUCAUGAUGAUCGUUAUGCAAACACUCGUCUGUAUGUUGGUCGUUUAUCAUCAAGAACUCGUACCAGAGACCUUGAACGUCUUUUCGGCAGAUACGGAAGAAUACGAGAUGUGGAUAUGAAGCGCGAUUAUGCCUUUGUUGAAUUUAGCGAUCCUCGUGAUGCUGAUGAUGCUAGACAUUACUUAGAUGGACGAGAUUUCGAUGGAAGUCGUAUCAGUGUGGAGGCUUCAAGAGGGGCGCCUCGUGGUUCUCGGGAUAAUGGUAGUAGAGGUCCACCCCCUGGUUCUGGUCGCUGUUUUAAUUGCGGUGUUGAUGGUCAUUGGGCUCGAGACUGCACAGCAGGAGACUGGAAAAACAAAUGUUACCGAUGUGGAGAAAGAGGACACAUUGAGAGAAAUUGCAAAAACAGUCCUAGUCCAAAGAAGGCCAGAGGUGGAAACUACUCUAGGUCACCAGUUAAGUCGCGCUCCCCUCGCCGCAGAAGAAGCCCAAGCCAUAGCCGUAGUUACAGUCGAGGUCGUAGCUACAGUCGAUCACGCUCGCCAGUGAGAAGAGAGAGAAGCGUGGAGGAUAGAUCCCGCAGUCCUAAGGCAAUGGGGAGAUCCGUAUCUCCCAAAGGCAAAGACCAAAGCAUGAGUCCAGACCGAAGAGUCAUAGAUGCAAGCCCAAAGCAUGAGAAGCAAGAGGGAUCAGACUAUGAAGGUAGCCCAAAAGAGAAUGGUAAUGGCAGGAACUCUGCGAGUCCCAUUGUGGGAGGUGAAGAAAGUCCCAUUGGGCUUAAUGGUCAAGACAGGAGUCCCAUUGAUGAUGAGUCCGAGCUUAACCGUUCUUCUCCUAAAGGCAGUGAGUCACCUUGA
Messenger RNA from Arabis nemorensis, 864 nucleotides. Lineage: Eukaryota; Viridiplantae; Streptophyta; Magnoliopsida; Brassicales; Brassicaceae. The record is from the annotation of a GenBank genome assembly.